Knipowitschia caucasica is the source of this 1143-nucleotide messenger RNA. The record is from the annotation of a GenBank genome assembly. Lineage: Eukaryota; Metazoa; Chordata; Actinopteri; Gobiiformes; Gobiidae.
AUGGAUCCAGAGCAGCAGCUAAGCCACAUCCUACAGGACAGCUUCUCCGUACCUCAGUCCCCUGUGUGGAUGGACUCUAGCUCCAGGACUCAGUGUGAUGCACUGGAGCGAGCAGCAGGGGGCGCUCUACGACUGUCUGAGAUCACUGGCUCCAAGGCCUAUGAGCGCUUUACAGGAAACCAGAUCUCCAAAGUGUUCCACACUCGACCAGAAGAGUUCUACCAGACUGAGAGGAUUUCGCUUGUCAGCAGUUUCGCAGCCUCUCUGUUCCUGGGAAAAUAUGCUGCAAUUGACUUCAGCGAUGGGUCUGGGAUGAACCUCUUGGACUUGUCUUCUAAGGCCUGGUCUGACGUCUGUCUAGAUGCCUGUGCACCAGGACUGCGCCCUCUCCUGGCUGACCCUGUGGACUCCUCAUCAGUCCUGGGCUCCGUCUGCUUGUACUUUGUGAAGCGGUUUGGAUUCUCAGAAACCUGCAGCGUCGUGGCUUUCACCGGAGACAAUCCUGCGUCUCUGGCUGGGAUGAGACUUCAGCCUGGAGAUGUCGCUGUCAGUUUAGGCACCAGUGAUACAGUGUUCCUGUGGCUGCAGUACCCCCAGCCGGCACUAGAGGGACAUGUCUUCAUCAACCCAGUCCAGCCAGAGCACUACAUGGCCCUGCUGUGCUUUAAGAACGGGUCGCUGGUGCGAGAGCGGAUCCGGGAUCAGACUGGAGGCUCCUGGGAUAAAUUCUCCUCAGCUCUGAGCUCCAGUCCCCUCGGGAACAACGGGAACAUUGGACUUUACUUUGACGUGAUGGAGAUCCUCCGGCAGCAUGCGGCGUGCGGCGCUUUGAUGCUGACGAUAACGAGUUUUGCUGGUGUUCUGCAGGUGGCGUCCUUCCCUCCUCACACUGAGGUGCGCGCUCUGCUGGAGGGACAGUUCCUGUCACGAAGACUACACUCAGAACGACUGGGAUACCACAUCUACGUGUUUAACGCUCCUGUCUUCACCAUCGACAGCUCCAACUCGGCAUGUCUCGGAUCAGCCUACAGAGCUCUUCAUGGUUUGUUGAAACAGUCCGGUGUUUCGUUCUUCGAUGCAGUGAAGAACGGAGCAGAACCAAAACUCCCAUGGCGACGCCGGAUCCAACAGCCAAUCAGGUGA